Messenger RNA from Hyaloperonospora brassicae, 402 nucleotides. NCBI's taxonomy places the organism in Eukaryota, Oomycota, Peronosporomycetes, Peronosporales, Peronosporaceae. The record is from the annotation of a GenBank genome assembly.
AUGACGUCCAUGCUGCUGCUGUGUACUGCCGUCUUCCUACUGCAUCUCAGCAAGACCCGCGCCGAAAUACCUGUGCCUGAGGCACCGGCAGGUUUCACGAUCGGAAGGGGAAGUGCCAGUGCGGAAGUCCAGCUCGAAGCGUUCAUUGACCCGCUCUGUCCCUUCAGCAAGGCCGCGUACAACGGAGUGAAGGCUUUGGCGGACCACUACGAGCCCAACGACGUUCGUGUCAAGAUGGUGGUGUUCCCGCUCCCCUUCCGUCAACACGGAUUCGCGGCGGCUCAAUCUGCUUUCGCUGUCACAUCGGCACUUGGUGACGGCUUCUUCGCGCCGUGGCUUGAGGCACUGUACGAGCACCAAGAACGCGGAGCUACACAGUUCCUUAAUUCAGAGGAAGACUAA